This is a messenger RNA of Pararge aegeria (speckled wood butterfly), 3068 nucleotides long. RefSeq names its product filamin-A (gene cher). The transcript has 19 exons. Gene Ontology annotation, biological process: actin cytoskeleton organization. NCBI's taxonomy places the organism in Eukaryota, Metazoa, Arthropoda, Insecta, Lepidoptera, Nymphalidae. The coding region runs from base 173 to 2944 and encodes 923 amino acids. The record is from RefSeq and is a predicted model, not a curated record. Gene Ontology annotation, molecular function: actin filament binding.
GACUGACUAGUCGAAAGUCGCGCGCACCGCUGUGCGGUACCCUCUGGACAUUGGAAUACAUUCGAAAUAUAAAAUUUUAAAAUUUAUUAGUGCCCAGUGACAGUGAAAGUGUUCGGUAAAAUUUAAAAUACGGUUCGUGUUUGGAAUGGCGGGAAGUUGCAAAGCUGGAUAAAUGGCGUUACUGUCUGGACUCUGGAAUUCUAUCGUUGGUGGCAACGACAAGGAAGCAGACUGGAACGUAGUAUCCCUAUUCUACUUCGACAACAAGAAGAAAUACUUCUCUGUGUCAGAAAUUGAUAAAGAGGCAGUGCCUAUAGUGUACGCUGAAGCUCAUAAGAUAACAUUCAACAAAACUGGUUUUGGACUAAAUUACACGCCGUUAAGUUUCGUGUCUAUCUACUAUAUUGAUACUAGGAAAGCGGAAGUAAAGAUGCCGAGCGGCCACAUCGACACUCCAGUGAUAGAAGACAACAGAGAUGGUACAGUCAGCAUCAAGUAUGAUCCUCGAGAAGAGGGUGUGCAUGAACUCUACGUGAAGUACAAUGGAGAACAUGUACAAGGUUCCCCCUACAAAUUCCACGUGGACUCUAUAUCCUCGGGCUACGUGACGGCGUAUGGACCUGGACUCACCGCGGGCGUUAGUGGGGAGCCCAGCCAAUUUACCAUCAGCACCAAAGGCGCGGGUGCUGGUGGCCUGUCUAUGGCAGUCGAAGGUCCCAGCAAAGCUGAGAUCACAUGCCACGACAACAAAGAUGGUACCGUUGCGGUGUCGUAUCUGCCUACUGCACCGGGAGAAUACAAAAUCAGCGUCAGAUUUGGGGACAAGCACAUCAAGGGCUCACCUUUCACGGCUAAGGUUACCGGAGAAGGCCGUAAGAGGAACCAGAUAUCUGUCGGCAGCUGCAGCGAAGUUACCCUUCCUGGCAAGGUCAACGAUGACGACAUCCGCAGUCUUAAUGCUUCUAUUCAGGCACCAUCUGGUCUCGAAGAACCCUGCUUCCUCAAACGUUUACCUUCUGGUAACAUCGGUAUCAGCUUCACUCCUCGCGAGGCUGGCCAGCACGUUGUAUCCGUGAAAAAGAUGGGUGUGCACAUCCAGAACUCACCCUUCAAUAUAACAGUCCAGGAGCAAGAAGUUGGAGAUGCGAAGAAAGUCAAGGUAUCAGGAACUGCCUUGAAGGAAGGCAAGACCCAUGGGGAGAACACCUUUUCUGUCGACACGAGGAAUGCUGGAUAUGGUGGGCUUUCUCUUUCAAUAGAAGGUCCCAGCAAGGCGGAGAUUCAGUGCGCGGACAGCAAAGAUGGCGUUCUAGCCAUCAGCUACAAGCCCACUGAGCCAGGUUACUACAUCGUUAACCUCAAGUUUGCUGAUCAUCAUGUGGAAGGAUCACCUUUCACUGUUAAGGUAACUGGAGAGGGCAGCAACAGACAGCGUGAGAAGAUCCAAAGGCAGCGAGAUCCCGCUCCGCUGACUGAGGUCGGCACCAACUGCAAGCUGACCUUUAAGAUGCCAGGAAUCACAUCCUUCGACUUGGCGGCAACGGUAACAAGUCCUGGAGGAGUGUCCGAGGACGCUGAAAUCCAGGAGGUGGUCGACGGUCUCUACUCAGUCCACUUCGUGCCCAAGGAGCUGGGUGUACACACCGUCUCUGUCAAGUACAGGGAGAUACAUAUUCCUGGAUCACCCUUCCAGUUCACAGUGGGUCCUCUCCGAGACUCCGGCGCUCACUUAGUCAAAGCGGGAGGAGCUGGCCUGGAGAGGGGUGAAGCGGGGAGGUUCAACGAGUUCAACGUGUGGACACGGGAGGCCGGCGCUGGUCAGCUGGCGAUAUCUCUGGAGGGGCCCAGCAAGGCUGAGAUCGACUUCAAAGACAGGAAGGAUGGUUCCUGUGAUGUCUCCUACAAGGUCGAAGAGCCAGGUGAAUACCGCAUCGGCCUCAAGUUCAACGAGCAGCAUAUCCCAGAUUCGCCCUUCAAAGUGUACAUCUCGCCCGCGGUCGGCGAUGCCCACUUGUUAGAAGUGGCCCAGUUCCCAGACAACGCGCAAGUUGACAAACCCACCCAGUUCUACAUCAGGCUUAACGGAGCUAAGGGCAGCUUGGAUGGCAGGAUAGUCUCACCAUCAGGCAAGACGGAUGACUGCUUCAUCCAGAACAUCGACGGUGACCAGUACAGCAUCAGGUUUAUGCCGAGGGAGAACGGAGUCCACAAUAUCAACGUGAAGUUCAACGGUGUCCAUAUUCCUGCAUCACCUCUUAGGAUUAAGGUGGGAAAAGAUGAUGCUGACCCAGCUGCCGUUCACGCUCAUGGACCAGGUCUUGGAUCUGUUAAGACAGGUGCUAAAACUGACCUGAUUAUCAACACUUGCAAUGCGGGAGCCGGUAUCCUGGCAGUAACCAUGGAUGGACCUUCCAGAGUGUCCAUGGAUUGUACAGAGGUGGAAGAAGGAUACAAGGUCCGCUACACGCCUUUGGCCCCUGGUUUCUACUACAUGAGCGUGAAAUAUAACGGUGGUCACAUCGUCGGAUCUCCCUUCAAGAUUGAAGCCAGUGGUCCAAACCUAGCCGAAAUCGGAGCCCAAGAAACAUCGUCAGUCACAGUGGAAACUGUUCAGAAGGUUUCCAAAGCGGCAGCGAAACAGGGUCCAGUGCUGCCCGUAUUCAAAUCUGACGCUUCCAAGGUGACCAGUAAGGGUAUGGGAUUGAAGAAGGCCUACCUGAACAAGCACAACCAGUUUACGGUUCAUGCGGGAGAUGCUGGUAACAAUAUACUCUACGUCGGCAUUUACGGUCCCAAAGGUCCCUGUGACGAGGUCCAGCUUAAACACAAGGGUAAGAAUAACUACGAGUGCUGGUAUGUCAUCAGGGACAGGGGAGAGUACAUCGUCAUCGUAAAAUGGGGUGAAGAACACAUCCCCGGCUCUCCAUACAAGGUCGAAGUUUAAAUCAGAACAGAAUUGUUGCUGUAUAGAUUCCCCGAUUUCUAAUUUUAGAUCGAUUUUAAGAUGUCUUAAUAGCUUUUAUCUUUAAAAUUACCCAUUAGUUAGCUGUUUUUUUUAUGAAAAUUUA